AUGAGAAACAUCAACCAUCGCGGCCGUGCACUUGCAUCCGAACAGAUUCUUUGCGUUGCCUUACGUUUCUUUGCGAAUGGAAGUUUUCUUUAUAACAUCGGGGAUGCUGAACAUAUUAGUAAGGCUACUGUUUGCAGAGCGGUAAGGAAAGUGUGCCUCGCUCUUAAGCGCUUUCUGAUAAUUUUUGUAUUGUUUCCUGGGCACAAACCAGUGAGAGUCAUCAAAGAGGAGUUUCACAGGAUUGCAGGAUUUCCAAAUGUGGUUGGAUGCAUUGAUGGCACACAUAUUCCGAUCAUUGCACCUUCUGAAAAUGAAGCGGACUAUGUGAACUGGAGAUCCAUCCACAGUAAUAAUGUGCAGAUCAUAUGUGAUGCUGCACAUAUAAUUACAAAUGUGGAGGCCAAGUGGCCUGGCUCUGUUCAUGACUCAAGAAUCUAUCGGGAGUCAACCCUGAGCAACAGACUGGAAAGGGGAGAGAUUGAUGGCUUUCUGCUGGGAGAUAGGGGUUACCCAUGCCGACCAAAUCUUAUGGCCCCUUACCCAGAACCUGAACCAGGCCCACAGCAGCACUUCAAUGUGGCACACUGCAGGACGAGAGCCUGGGUGGAGAUGACCAUAGGCCUGUUAAAAGCACGUUUCCAGUGCUUACAUCACCUCAGGGUAACCCCUGAAAGGGCCUGCGACAUUAUUGUGGCAUGUGUUGUUCUCCAUAAUAUUGCCAUAAUUAGAGGGGAGCAACACCCUGCCCUACAAUUACAAGACCCUGAGGAAGACCCCAUCAACCCUGCAGAUUUCCAGGAUGGAAGGGUAGUCCGGGAUAUGAUAUGCCGCAAUGUCUUCUCAGAUUAAUACACAUGAUAUCCACCACCACCACAAAAAAAAAUGAAUAAACACAAAAUCACAGCAAUUUAUGGUGUUC
Molecule: messenger RNA, 919 nt
Organism: Fundulus heteroclitus (mummichog)
Lineage: Eukaryota; Metazoa; Chordata; Actinopteri; Cyprinodontiformes; Fundulidae
Product: putative nuclease HARBI1
Exons: 5
Coding region: 1-849 (282 amino acids)
Source: RefSeq, a predicted model, not a curated record